CCUUACUAUUAAGUCUCUCCUCAGAUAACAGUUUCGCUAUUAUUGUUUAGGUAUUGAAGAAAUAUAGAACAAACUAUUUCAUUGUUGAUUUCAUCGAAGAAAGGUGGGUUUGUUGGCGGAUGGAUGAAUGGACAGAGGGGUUCGGAGAAAUGGUAAGAGGGACCCGAGUGGGUUGUGAGACAUACGGUAGAUUAUAUUAUCAUAUUGGAAGUGAUUAUAUUUGUGAUUACAUUCAUAGUAUUCCACUGAACUACAUCAUUCUUGUGAAUAACUAUGAUUUAGAAACAACAUUGACAUUAACAACAUUAACGAUGACAUUAAUGUGUUGAGACCGAGUGCAGAUGAUUACCUUUGGAGAAGACUUCCUCAACAUGUACAAAACCUGAAUGUGAAAAAAGGAUGCUGGUUUGUAUGGAAAAUCAAAGUGUGCAAGAUUAUAUAUAUAUGACAUUGUGAAAUAAAUAAUCAUAUGAAUUAAUACACAAUAUGUACAAUUAUAUACAGCCAUACAAUGAAUCAACAGACUUUAUAUGGUCAUACACAUACACUCUUGAACAAAAUCUUAAGACCGGGGGAAAAAUGACAAGUAUUCGCAUUUCGCGUUGGUGGAACAUAACCAAGUUGUAAGUAGAGCUUCAAAAUGCCAAAAGAUGGAUGGAAUAACUUGGACUCUGAAUUACAACAUUUGACAAUACUCACUGACUUACAGAACAAGACAAACUGACAAAGACAAAAAGGAGACAAGGACUAUUUAUACCAUGUGAGAGUGGAAACAGGUGAAAGCAAUCAGGACUGACACAUGCACAAAGGGGAUUGGAUGCGACCAGUGAAACUCAGGAUGUGAAUAUGUUAGUACACAGCUCAUUACAUAACAUUGGUCUACUGCUUAUAUUUUAAUGUGGAAAUGUUACGUAUUAUAUCUUUAAUUUUAUCGAAUUUUGAUAGCAGAACCUUUAAUUGUAGUAUUUUUAUAUCAAGUAAACAAUCUUUAUACUUUUUCCACCAUUGGGCCAUUCAUUUACACAUGAAUACUUAUGGAUCUUGAACAGAACCAGAGCUAAUCUGGUAGAAAAGUCCCCAUUUAAAGUUAGAAUUGCUGUGUUUUCAACCAUUAAUUUUAACUCAACUCACUAUAUUGACAUCACAUUUAACUCCUAACUUAUCAUGGAUGAAUGAAAACAUAUUUUUAAUUCAAUUUCAGUGAUCUCAUGUCAUUAUCUCAUAGUUUUUGUUGUAUUUUGAUAGUAAUGUUUUUACAUGUAUUUAUUUAUUAUUAUUUUCUUUUAAUAUUUCAGAGAUUCUUCCACAUACAACUAAAGGGAGCUUGCAUACCACCAGAUGACUAUAGUUUGAGAACCAGUCCUUUACAGCUAUGGGAUGGUUAUUUAGUAAGCCAUGGAGGACGAUGCCAAAGAACAACGAGGAAAAUCUUGAAUUUGUGAAAUCUUACCAACCUCAAAACAAGGAUGUCAAACAUCUCAGAAUUCUGAUUCAUGGACAAACCGGUGCCGGAAAGUCCAGUUUCAUCAACUCUGUUGAAAGUGUUUUAAAAGGCAGAGUUACAAACCGAGCUUUGACAGAUGCCACCUCUGGGAGGAGCUUUACCGAAGAAUACACAACCUACAAAAUCCAAAAAGAGUCAGGGAACUUUUAUUCUUUUUUUUUCAAUGACACCAUGGGCCUAGAGAAUGACAAUGACAACGGAAUUCAUGUGGAAGACAUCAAACUCGCCCUGAAGGGACAUGUGAAAGAGGGUUACCAGUUCAACCCUAAAAAGCAAUUGACGAAGAGUGAUCAGCACUACAAGUCAUCUCCCACGUUGGAUGAUAGAGUUCAUGUUCUGGUUUCUGUCUGUCCUGCUGACAAGGUGUCUUUAUUAACUGAUGAAGUUAUAAAGAAGAUGAGAGACAUCAGACUAGCAGCCAGUAAAAUGACAGAGAUUCCCCAUCUGGCUGUCCUCACUAAAGUUGAUCUGGCCUGUCCUAAGGCAAAACAAAAUAUAAACAACGUCUACAAGAGCGACUACCUGAAGAAACAGAGAGAGGAGUUGUAGAGUGUGAUGGCACGAGUGACAAAGGAGUUCUUGAGCCUGUUGGUCCUACACUUGGGAAGGAGCAGCCUUUCACUGUGAACAGGCUCCUCUGGUUGCUGAUGACGGUGUGCAGGGGGAGCUGACAUUGUCACUAAUGUCCAGCAGUUUGUCCAGUGUCCUCCUCUCUUCCACCAUCACCAGUGAGUCCAGCUUCAUGCCUACCAUAGAGCCGGCCCGCCUGAUCAGUUUAUCCAGUCUGGAGGUGUCCUUCUUGGAUAUGCUGCCCCCCCAGCACAUCACAGUGUAGAAGAGGACACUGGUAACCACAGACUGAUAAAACAUCCACAGGAGUUUGCUGCAGAUGUUGAAGGAUCGCAAUCUCCUCAGGAAGUACAACCUGCUUUGUGUCUUCCUGUACAGGUGGCUGGUGUGUGUUUAUUAUCCAGCCACAGCCCGAGGUAUUUGUAUGAUUCCACAGCCUCCACCUCAGCUCCCUCUAGCAGGACUGGUCGCGCUCUUGGUCUGGACCUCCCAAAGUCAAUGACCAGCUCCUUCGUCUUAGAGGUGUUGAGCUGUAGGUGGUUAGUGUGACACCAGAGAGCAAAGUCCCCCACCAGACUCCGAGUCAAACAAGUUCUGUUCAACUUCUUGCAACGAAAAUGCGGGCAUUAUGAAAUCAUGCAAUUUUGCACGGAAAUCGGCAAUUUAUGCGGUGAAAGUGCAGCGUAUUUGAAAAAAUGCAGCCCCCGCAUAAAUAUGCAGACUUUGGCUGAUUAUGCAUUGAAUUAUGCGAUCGCAUAAUCGCGUUUUUCUGGAGGGACUGAUCAAUGACCUAAAUAUUAGAUUAAUAAAUAAUAAUAAAUAAGUAAUUAUAACUGGAAAUGCUCUAAUGUGUCCAGUCAUCCGAUGUUGUUUUACCAACUUGCAAAAGAAUUACAGAACAUUUUUCCUUUAAAAAGUUAUUCAUACUUUUUUGGUAAAGCUGCUCCCAGAGGUUUCAUCUGUCAAAGCUCUGUUGGUAACCCUGCCUUGAAACACGCUAUCUACAGAGUUGAUGAAACCGGACUUGCCAGCACCAACUGGUCCGUGAAGAAGAAUUCUGAGAUGAUUGACUUCCUUGUUUUGAGGUCGAUAAGAUUUCACAAAAUCCAAAUUUUCCUGGUUGCUCCUGUUGAUUGAAGGACAAAUGUUAAAGAACUGUAUGUUUAUACACAAUAGGCUGAUUGUGAUUGUUGUUCUAUUUUCACACACACUGUAGGGUCAAAGGAGACCUUAAGAUAUGAACUCGUUCAUUUGGUGUGGUAAUUCAUCAGGAAGGAGCUAUCGUGCAGCAUUAGUGAGAAGCCAUAUGUUGUCAUGUUUGACGAAAGCAUGAAUAAAACGACAAAGAGUAAAUAAAUGGACCUUCAUUUGCAGUUCUGGACUACUGAUGAUGAGACUGGCACACACCACGUCCAAUGGUGAUUCUGGGGGGUGGCCGGGGCCACCACUGAAAGCUCAUUGGCCACCCCAGAUCUGAUAGGUAGUUGGUCAAGUUCGUCAACACAAGAAACAAGAGAAAUGCUGUCAAUCAAUGAUGACAGCUGAUCAACUGAUUUAGGGCCAGUUUUCCAUUUUUAACUAACACAGUAAUGGUCGUACUGACGCUGUGAGAGCUGAUUUCUGCUCAGCGGAUGUUUGGCCAUGCAGGUCAGGUGACCCAUGAGAUGAGCACGCUGCACCUGCUGCUGCUGCUGGUCCGUGAAACAGGAGGACGGUCACAGUUACAACAUCAACAAUACAACAACGAUAAAAACUGUCAAUUGAGAGGAAUGGUAAUUUAAUGUUUAGUUAUAUCGUAGUUCCCUCUGAAUGUGGAGGAAAACUUUAUCUAGCUCUAAGUAGCAGCUCAAAGUCGAACUACACUGCACUAGCUAGCUUAGCAGCCUGCAAACCAAGUUAAGCAUUGAACGUUAGCAUUUUGUUUUUUUAAUUGUUAUUUGGAUACCGCCAUGAAAUAUGAAACGCUAUUUUCUGGACUGAAGACUGAGGGUGUUUUUUGCAAAUGUGUGUGUUCAAUAGAGCUAAUGUUAUAUUUUUCAAUAUACAACUAGUGUGUGAAAUAAAGUGUGACAGUCUAGAUUUAAGUAGCUCUAACACAAGAACAAGCUGUGACUUAUUUAUUUGCUCUGUGAUUUAAGGGCUGUUUAAAGACUUUUUUCUCUGAAGGGCUUUUUGUUUGUAUCAAUUUGCUCAUCUUCACAGUUCACAUAUUUUUAGA
Molecule: messenger RNA, 4292 nt
Organism: Dicentrarchus labrax (European seabass)
Lineage: Eukaryota; Metazoa; Chordata; Actinopteri; Moronidae
Product: interferon-induced protein 44-like
Exons: 7
Coding region: 1373-2053 (226 amino acids)
Molecular function (GO): GTP binding
Source: RefSeq, a predicted model, not a curated record